AUGGCGCCGGUGAAGGUGUUCGGAUCGGCGGUGUUCGCCAACGCGGCGAGGGUCAUGGCGUGCCUGGAGGAAGUUGGCGUCGAGUAUGAGGUCGUCGAGGUCGACUACACGGCCAAGGAACACAAGGGGCCCCAACACCUCUCCAAAAACCCGUUUGGGAAGAUCCCUGCUCUGCAAGAUGGCGACCUUAUCCUGUUUGAGUCGCGCCCAAUUGCGAAGUACAUCCUCCGCAAGUUCAAGUCAAGUGAGGUGGAUCUCCUGAAGGAGGGGGACAUCGCGGGGGCGGCCAUGGUAGACGUAUGGGCUGAGGUCGAGGCGCAGCAGUAUUACCCUGCCCUCUCGCCUGUAGUUGUCGAGUGCAUCAUCUUCCCCGUCAUGCGCGGCACCACCACUGACCAGAAGGUCGUGGACGAGAGCCUGGACAAGCUGAAGAAGCUGCUAGAGGUGUACGAGGCGCGCCUGUCGGAGCACAAGUAUCUGGCCGGGGAUUUCUUCAGCUUCGCGGACCUCAACCAUUUCCCCUUCACCUUCUACUUCAUGGCGACGCCGUACGCGUCCGUGUUCGACGCGUACCCUCGCGUGAAGGCGUGGUGGCAGAGCAUCAUGUCCAGGCCGUCCAUCAAGAAGAUAGCUGCAAAUAUGCCGACCAUGUUUUAG
Molecule: messenger RNA, 657 nt
Organism: Miscanthus lutarioriparius
Lineage: Eukaryota; Viridiplantae; Streptophyta; Magnoliopsida; Poales; Poaceae
Source: the annotation of a GenBank genome assembly